GCUGUGGAGUGGGCAACAUGGCAGUGGGAAGAGUGUGGUUGUGGCAAGUGGAAGGCAGUGGGUACUGUGGCAGUGGCAAGUGGAAGGGUGGCAUGUGGCAUGUGAGGUGGCCAGUGCACGAGUGUGGGGUGCAAGCGCCAGCAUUGGCUAAGAACUUGACUCCGGGCCGGACCGGACUGAUUCUGUCAGUGCAGAGCUGGCUGCAGCAGCUCUGUCACCUGGCGAGGGGGGGGGGAGGCAGAAUCAGUCCUGCGAAGGGCACCCGCACGCCUUGGGACUAGCAAUGCUGAUGCUUGAAUCUUGCCUCUGCCUGUGUGGUUUCAAUGCCAGUCCAUGCUGGGUGGGCAUGGAUGGCAUUCUGCCACUGAUGCCAGUCCAUGCUGGGUGGGCAUGGAUGGCGUUCUGCCACUGAUGCCAGUCCAUGCUGGGUGGGCAUUGUUGGCAUUCUGCCACUGAUGCCAGUCCAUGCCUGGUGGGCAUUGUUGGCAUUCUGCCUCUGAUACCACUCCAUGCCUGGUGGGCAUUGUUGGCAUUCUGCCACUGAUACCAAUCCGUGCCUGGUGGGCAUGGUUGGCGUUGAGGCCGAGCCUUGGUGGAACGUGGGGUUCGGGUGGAUGAUGGUGGACAUGGAUGGAUGGAGGUCCAUGGUUGAAAUAAGACCAGCCCAAGGAUGGGUGGUGAAAGGAUUGUGGAAAAACAUUUAAAAUAUUUAAAUAGUUGAACAAUAAUCGUCACACAGACCGCAUUGCGUACAUCCACCACCUCAAGAGCUCCGUUCGUAUGCGCGCGCGGACAUCCCGGCGCUUGCUUCUUAGGCUCGCAGCCGUUCUCGUCUCUCCAGCUCCACUCCGUCGAAGGUCGGCCGUAGCAUUCUCGAUAUUUGUUGCCGUCAAGUGCACGCUAUCCACUCGCCGUACUAGGCAUCCGUGUUCCGUGUUCCAUUCCCGCGUGCUCUUUUAGCACUUUCGAGCAGUUCCGAGCAUAAGGCGAAUCAACCAGCAGACUUUGAAGCCGAGGAACGUUUGGAGGCUGAGAGUAGCUGAUCUUUCAACGGAUAGCCAUAGUUUCGACGGAUUUGUUUGUAAAGUCAUCGUUUCGCUGCUAAGUUUGGCCGUGUGUAAUAAGCAUAUAUAGCUUGCCGCGGUCUGCUUACCUCAGGAGCUGAGUUGGAGUUUAACAUGUGACGCUUGGAAGGUUGCGAAGCUCGUGAUCAGAUGACGCAAGAUCCUUGUCAAUCGCGAGUGCUUGAACAUGACGAUCAGUGGCAAUAUUGAGCAGCACCACUAGGGACUGGAGGUAGAGGUCGUGUUUAGUUAAGUGUCGGUACGAAUUGGCGUCGUACGUGUGUGGACUGAAUCAGCGUGCUUAUUCCCCUCGACCGGUGACGGAACAGGAGCAGAAGCGACAUUGGAGUUAGGUUGAUAGAAUCAGCAUACGCCAAGUUUUGCUGACCCUUCAGUCCUACGCAACGACGUUAUUCCCAAGCGAUUGACUCUUAACUCCAGCGAUAGCACCUCCUUGCUGUGAAGCGCGCCGUUAGCGCCUGGACAUGACGAACACCACCGACACGGCGCAGCAGGAGCCGGCGCAUUCCUCGGGUCCCGAGGUAGCGCUCGUGUUCAUCGGCGUGUCGCUGGCGCUCGGCGCGCUGUGCCGCCAGGUGCUGAGCAACACGCGCAUCCCCUACACCGUCGCGCUGCUGCUCGUCGGAGUCGGCCUCGGCGCUAUGGAGUUCUAUGUCAACCUCGGCCUGCUGGGAGAAAGCAUUCGCAUGUGGGCCAACAUUGACCCGGAGCUGGUGCUCUACGUCUUUCUGCCGGCGCUCCUGUUCGAGAGCGCCUUCUCCUUCGAGUUCCACCAGGUCAAGCGCUGCCUGGUGCAGAUGUUUCUGCUGGCAGUGCCUGGCGUCGCCAUCUCCACUGGCUUCCUCGGACUCAUCAGCCGAUACGUGCUGCCGUACGGGUGGAAUUGGAGCACUGCCAUGCUGCUGGGCGGGCUGCUCAGCGCCACGGACCCCGUGGCCGUGGUGGCGCUGCUGCGCGACCUGGGCGCGUCCAAGAAGCUCAGCACCAUCAUUGACGGCGAGGCGCUCAUGAACGACGGCACGGCCAUAGUGGUGUUCCAGCUGUUCCUGCGCCUGACGCUGGGGUACAGCUACGGCAUCGGGGAUGUCAUCGGCUUCCUCUUCAAGGUCACGCUCGGAGGGGUGGGGCUGGGUAUGGCGUUCGGCGUUGUGAGUCUGCUGUGGCUGCGCACCAUCUUCAGCGACCACGUCAUCGAGAUCACCAUCAGCCUCACCGCCUCCUACAUGGCAUUCUUUGUGGCCAAUGACGUCGCCCAGACAUCAGGAGUUCUCUCAGACAUGACGCUCGGCAUCAUGUUUGCCAUCUUCGCCAAGACUGCCUUCACAGGGGAAAGCGAGCAGAGCAUGCACCACUUCUGGGAGAUGGUUUCGUACAUCGCCAACACGCUCAUAUUCGUGCUCAGUGGAGUGGUCAUCUCAGAGAGCAUUCUAGCGAACUCCAACUACAUCAAAGGCGUGGACUGGGGCUACAUGUUCCUGCUGUACGUCUUCGUGCAGCUGUCGCGCGUGGUGGUGGUGGGGGUGCUGUACCCCGGCCUCGCCUCCAGCGGCUACGGGCUGUCCUGGAAGGAGGCCAUCAUCCUCGUGUGGUCGGGGCUCAGGGGCGCCGUUGCCCUCACUCUCGCACUCCUUGUCAGCCACGAGCCAGUAUCAGAGCACAUCACCAAAGAAACAGAAGCCAGGUUCAUGUUCCUGACGGGCGGCGUGGUCUUCCUCACGCUCAUAGUGAACGGCUCCACCACGCAGUUCCUGCUGGCCGCGCUCAAGAUGAACAGCACCUCCGACAUCAAGAAGCGCGUGCUCAACUUCACGCGGCAGGAGCUGUGCGGGUAUGCCGUCAAGACGUUUGAGGAGAUUGGCGACGACGAGGAGCUGGGGCCCGCGGACUGGGCCACCGUCAACGAGUACCUCACGUGCCUCAAGCAGCCCUCCUCCCACGGGACACUGUCUGCCAGCGCCUUCCUGAGCAGAUUCGGAGGCUCGGGAGCAGGUUCGGGCGGAGGGUCGGGCGUGGGGGUGAUGAAGAGCCACCCGCACGACCACAGCCAGUCGCACGAGCAGCUGAGGGAGCAGCAGCUGCACGACACGCGGCUCAGGUUCCUCAAUGGCGUGCAGGCGGCGUACUGGAGCAUGCUGGAGGAGGGGCGUGUCAACCAGACGGCCGCCAUGCUGCUCAUGCAGGCCGUGGCCGAGGCCACCGACCACACCACGCAGCAGCACCGCCUGCUGCUCUGGCCCGCUCUGGAGCCGCACGUGCGCAUGCCGCGCUACCUGCGGGUCAUCCACCGGCGGCUGAGGAAGGUGCUGCCGCAGCGCGCCCUCAACUGGGUCACCGUGGACCGCCUGGAGCUGGCCGCCUCCAUGGCUGCUGCGUACAUCCGCGCGCUGAGGCACGCUCGCCAGCAGAUGAGGGACUUCCUGAAGGACAGUCCGAUAUCGGAGGCGGUCAUUCUGGAGAGCGAGGAGGAGGAGCACCCCGCCAAGAAGUUUAUGGAGGACAUGCGGCUCAACUUCCCGGAGGUGCUCACGAUCAUCAAGACCAAGCAGGUCACGCACGCCAUCCUACAGGGCCUGCACGGGUACGUGGAGAACCUCGACCACUCGGGGCUGCUGGACCAGAAGGAGGUGGUGCACCUGCACCGCGCAGUGCAGGUGGAUCUGAAGAAGCUGCAGCGCAGCCCGCCCUUUGUGGCCAUGCUGCCGGCGGGGGAGGUGUUGGCGCGGCAGCCGCUGAUCGGCGCGCUGCCGGCAGACAUCCGCUGGCCCUGCUGCAGCCGCUCAAGGAGGCCACCAAGCUCUCCGACUCCACGCUCUUCCAAGAGGGGCAGCCCGCCGAGGGCGUCUGGCUCAUAGCCUCCGGCACCGCCAAGUGGACGUCAAAGCGGGCAGAGGCGGAGGCGGAGGCGCACGGGCACCGGUUCAUCCCGCCGCUGUUUGCGCAUGGCAGCUCGGUGGGGCUGUACGAGACGCUGAGGGGUUGCGCGUACAUGAGCUCCGUGGUGGCGGACAGCGUGCUGCACUGCUUCUUCAUCGACAGGCAGAGAAUUCUUGCUGCGCGGGACAGCAGCGACGCCAUCGGGGAUUUCCUGUGGAAGGAGAGCUGUCUGGAGGUGGUGCGGGUGCUGCAGCCAGAGGAGUUUGGAGCUCUCUCCAUGCACGAGCUGCGCGUGCUGCUCACCGACUCCGCACACCUCCUCACCUGCCGCCCUGGGGACACGCUCGACCUGCUGCCCUCACAAGUCGCUGUGCUGCUGCUCGGCUCCGUGCGGGCCCGCUGACCCCUCCUUUCUCCGUGCCUCUGGGUCUGCCCUUUCUCUCCCUGGUUCUGGCGCCGCUGCUGCAUCAGCUGCAGGCAGAGAGCAGGUCGAGGGGGACGGGGUGUCGGAUGCAGGGGGGGUGCAAGAGGCGAUACCAGAGGAGGGCGACAGGCUGCUGGGGGGGGACAGUGGGGACGGGGAAGGAGAAGAAGGCGAGCGGAAGAGCAGUGGGGAGGGUGGUGGAGGCGGGUCGAAUGGACGGGUGGAGAACGGGGUGCUCGUGGCCAUCGAUGCUCCCGCGAUACUCACUGCCCAGCCACUGGCAGGCCCAGCCACUGAUAGGUCAGGGUACGGCGACAGCUCGGCCAUGCUGCAGGGGCGCUACUCCACGCUCUCCCUCUGCAAGCUGCUUGUCAUCCACAUGCCGCGCGACAUCAUGUCCAUCCAAAACACGCCCACCAGGUCGUUCCACGUGCACCGCCCGCAGGCCGUGCGUGACCACGACGGGCUGCUGCGCUUCGGAGCGGAGGGCGCGGAGGAGAGCACCCUCAACGACGCGCUGCUCGCAGCCAUGGGGGUGGG
Molecule: messenger RNA, 4923 nt
Organism: Closterium sp. NIES-67
Lineage: Eukaryota; Viridiplantae; Streptophyta; Zygnematophyceae; Desmidiales; Closteriaceae
Source: the annotation of a GenBank genome assembly